UGGCUUGCCAUCUCUAUGGGAAACGUUUAUGUGGAAUUAAUAGGGGUUUGGAAUAAAGUUCGAAAAUAAGGUAUGAGGUUAACACAGGUUUAAGGGAUCGAAUGCGUUUUGUUCUAUGAGAUAAUAGCUGUCAGUUAACAUUACCUUAAUGAAUUAUAAAGCCUUUAUGUGCGUUGUGUUUUUUUAAUUAUAAUAUACGUUCUUCAAAAUUCACAAAAAUGGAUGUGAGGUGAUGAGAUCAUAUAACAAAAGGUAUAAGAUUUCCUAAGCCUGUGUUUACCACAGACGCUAUUUUAGGCGUUUAUAUAAAAACCUUACAAAAUCACAAUUUCCCCCCAUAGACUUUGUCCAACUACUAAAAAGACGCCAUUGCUAUCAAGACGACUGAUUUAACUGAAUUUGUCCGUCUCCACACGACACUCGCUGUGCGUCCUACGUCAUCAAUUUGGGCAGCAGGCGUGUCCGCAUAGCCCGUUCUUAUUCCCCAGCCUCUCACACUGAAUUGCCCUUUCAUCCUACACGCACGGAAGUGGGGUUUUAACGCGAUCAUUAUCAAUUCAACCGCCACCAUGGGGCUUUCAAGUGAUCCACAGUUCCAGAAACUUGAACAAUGGUACAAAUCCAAAGCUGGGAACCUCAACAUGAGGGACAUGUUUGAGGCUGACAAGGAUAGAUUCAGCAAAUUUAGCACAACCCUUGAGACAGACGAUGGAGACAUCCUGCUUGAUUACUCCAAGAAUCUUGUCAAUGAGGAAGUCAUGAGGAUGCUGCUGGCCAUGGCCAAGUCCAGGGGAGUGGAGGAAGCCAGAGACAAGAUGUUCUCUGGAGAGAAGAUUAACUUCACUGAGGGCCGUGCCGUCCUCCACAUUGCCCUGCGUAACCGCUCCAACACUCCCAUUAACGUAGAUGGCCAGGAUGUCAUGCCCGAGGUCAACAGGGUCCUGGACAAGAUGAAGGCCUUCUGUCAUAAAGUGCGUAGUGGCGAGUGGAAGGGCUUCAGUGGAAAGGCCAUCACUGAUGUUGUAAACAUUGGGAUCGGUGGGUCUGACCUGGGUCCUCUCAUGGUGACUGAGGCCCUGAAGCCCUACUCUAAGGGUGGCCCCAACGUGUGGUUCGUGUCCAACAUUGACGGUACACACAUGGCCAAGACUCUGGCCCAGCUCAACGCUGAAACCACCCUCUUCAUCAUCGCUUCCAAGACCUUCACCACCCAGGAGACCAUCACCAACGCUGAGUCUGCCAGGGACUGGUUCCUCCAGACAGCCAAUGAUAAAUCUACUGUUGCCAAGCACUUUGUGGCGCUGUCCACCAAUGCACCCAAAGUGCAGGCGUUUGGUAUUGACACAAACAACAUGUUUGAAUUCUGGGAUUGGGUUGGAGGGCGUUACUCCUUGUGGUCAGCUAUUGGGCUGUCCAUUGCACUGCACAUAGGGUUUGAGAACUUUGAGCAGCUUCUGGCUGGUGCUCACUGGAUGGACAACCAUUUCCGCAGCACCCCCAUUGAGCAGAACGUCCCCGUUCUGCUUGCCGUGCUGGGUGUCUGGUACAUCAACUUCUUCCAGGCCGAGACCCAUGCCAUGCUGCCCUACGACCAGUACAUGCACCGCUUCGCUGCAUACUUCCAGCAGGGCGACAUGGAGUCCAACGGGAAGUACAUCACUAAAGAUGGAGCUCGUGUCAACUACCACACUGGACCCAUCGUCUGGGGCGAACCCGGAACCAACGGACAGCAUGCCUUCUACCAGCUCAUCCACCAAGGCACACGUAUGAUUCCUGCUGACUUUCUCAUUCCUGCCCAGACACAGCACCCCAUCAGGGAGAGCCUCCACCACAAGAUCCUGAUGGCCAACUUCCUGGCCCAGACGGAGGCCCUGAUGAAGGGGAAGACUUCAGACGAAGCCAGGAAAGAGCUGGAGGCCACUGGCCUGGGAGGAGCAGAGCUGGAGCAACUGCUGCCACACAAAGUCUUCCAGGGGAAUAAGCCCAGCAACUCCAUUGUUUUCAAGAAGCUGUCACCCUUCAUGCUGGGAGCACUGGUUGCCAUGUACGAGCACAAGAUCUUUGUGCAAGGAGUCAUCUGGAACAUCAACAGCUAUGACCAGUGGGGAGUUGAGCUGGGCAAACAGCUGGCCAAGGCCAUUGAGCCGGAGCUGAGGGACAGUUCCGAGGUCCACACUCACGAUUCCUCUACCAACGGCCUCAUAAACUUUCUCAAGAAGAACUCAGCCUAAUUCCUUCUCUUCUUCAUGGCUGACCUUUGACCUUUACCCCCCUGGCUGAUCCCUAUUGGAACCAUACUAUUGCCUGAACUAUUCCACAUUGUAGUCCUGGCCCCAACUUAUAGCCCCUUGACCCGCAUAAAAGAGCACUUUACAAUUGUGAUCACCAGUCUGUUUGAGUGUUUAAGUGAAUUGUAAGAUUUAACUGUAUAAUUAAAUGUGUAUUACAGCUCACCUAAUAAUGGAAUCAAUCACGUUUUGGGAGGAGGGGAAACUCUUGCUUAAUAUUAGAAUGUGCCGAUAUUACUGUAGGUGACAAGGCCACCUCACUCUAACCUAGUCAACACUGACUUACCAAAUAAAUGUAAUUUGUCACUA
This is a messenger RNA of Oncorhynchus kisutch (coho salmon), 2597 nucleotides long. RefSeq names its product glucose-6-phosphate isomerase a (gene gpia). NCBI's taxonomy places the organism in Eukaryota, Metazoa, Chordata, Actinopteri, Salmoniformes, Salmonidae. Gene Ontology annotation, molecular function: glucose-6-phosphate isomerase activity; monosaccharide binding; carbohydrate derivative binding. The record is from RefSeq and is a predicted model, not a curated record. Gene Ontology annotation, cellular component: cytosol. Gene Ontology annotation, biological process: glycolytic process; gluconeogenesis; glucose 6-phosphate metabolic process. Bases 570 to 2231 code for a protein of 553 amino acids. The transcript is spliced from 18 exons.